AUGUCUUUUGAGAGAGAUAGAGAGAGACAUCAACAUACAGAUAGUUGCUUACAUGGAUCACUCAUUCCAUCCUAUUUUAAUAUUACUAGCAGUAGUUUCAUUACUAUGUGGUACAACGUUAUCACAAACAUUGAACCAAGAAGAAGACAAUAUGGAUUAUUUGUACCACCAGCGACGAUAUGCCAAUCACAGUACUAUGUAUGCUCCCUUAACGUGACAGAUGGACAGUACCAUCUUACUGAAAUGCUUAUUCAAAAUGUUGGUCGAGAGGUAGCCAAUGUUUCUCUCAAUCUUUUAGAAUCCCUCAAAACGCUUAAACAAUUGCAAACGAUAGUGAUAGAGAACGACCCAACCAUCAACUAUGUGCCUCCAGACUUUACUGAUUUCCCAAGGUUGUCCCUGUUCAGUUUGAGUUGUCCAGGCUUGACGUCUCUUCCCUCGAAUCUUCUCAACAAUUCGGCAGUGGCUACACUUGCCAUUUUGAGACCAGUCCUAUCGCUGGUCAUUAGUCCCUCCCUCUACCUCCCCCAACUAGCUUCUUUUAGAAUCUCUUUAAAUUGCACUGGUCCAUCACAUUCCAUCAAUUUUACACCAAAAUCAUUUCCUCUGUUAUCAACAGUUAAUAUUUUUACAGUUGAAAAUGCAAACAUUACAGUACAUUUUAAUUUAAUUCGUCAAUCCUCCAUAACUUGUAUGGGUGCCAGCCCAUGGAACCAGGGUCAAUGUCACUUACGUAUUGGAAAUGCAUCUGUUAUUACAAGUUUAAACCUAAGAUACAAUCAUCUUUUAUCGAUUCCAUCGAUACCACAAAGUUUGAGACAAUUAGAUUUGGAUGGUAAUAAUUUAACAACAUUGAAUGUUACAAUGGUUGGUGCUCACACUGGAUUGGAAGUUUUGAGAGUUUCAAACAAUACACAAUUCAUUGGUCCAAUCACCGAGGACUAUUGUGCACAUCAACUCAAUGUUCUUUAUACUCUUGUCGAGUCAUUACCAGAUUGUUUUUGGUGCUACAUCAAUGCAUCAAAUGUCGGUCCUUAUGUCCUGACCUCUUUAACAUUCCCAUCCAAGUUUUUUUGUAAUGUUACAAUUGAAAAUGCUAAUAAUAUUGUAACAAAUAAUGGAAAGUACACUUUGAUAGGCAAAAACCUUGGUUGGGGUUAUGAGGAUGGGACUUUUGAUUAUUUACUUACAAAGGUGGUUGCAAAUAGUAAACUAGAUAUUGCCUUUAGCGGUAUAUCAAACGUUCCCACCAAUUUUACAUUGAAUUUGUUGCCAUUUGACCCAGAGCCACAAACGCAGAUUACAGUUGUAGAGGGUGGGGUUGGGAUAUCCUCUUUAUCCCUCCAAACAUUUAUCAACGAAACCGGUUCUGAAUCGUCCAUUCUCUUAAAAGGCACUUUUAAUAACUACUUUGUUCAUUAUGGAAGAGUUGGCUCUCGCAACUGCAGCUUUUUGGUGUUUAGCCCUCCAAACGAACAGAUGUGCAUCAUGUUUGAUCUGUCACCCGGUACUCAUACCCUCACCUUUUACAACGAUUAUUACAGCACAUCGGCGGUGUUUCAAGUGGCCUCUUUUCCAAAAAUCGAUUCAAUCACACCAUUGCCUGCCGCGAUUGGAUCAGUGAUUACAUUGUCUGGUAAUUUUGGACCAUCAGUAACACCCAUCACCGUUAAAUUUUACAGUGCAACAAUAUUCGUUUCAGAUUGUCUAAUUGUUUCAUUUGCACCGUCGACCAUUGCCUGUCAAGUAAAUUCACCAUUGGUAGACCAAAUAGCAGUCGCAGUCUCGGACGGCACCAAUACUGGUUCAAUACUAGUCUCUAACCAACUUAUUUGUCAACAAUCAACCAACGAUUGUUAUGGAAACGGUAUUUGUGGUGUUGACGGUAUAUGUGUUUGUAAUAGCGAUGGUUAUUAUAAUAAUUGUUCAAAACCAUAUCCAAUCAUAUCAUCUGCCAGUUACAACUCUACAACCAACAACAUAAUUAGUAUCAAUGGUGAUUUUGGACCAUCUAUAUCAUCAUUUGAAAUUGUAUCAGUCAAAAUUAAUAAUACUUACGAUUGUUCGGUCGACUAUAAAUCACAAUCAUUAAUCAUUUGUACCUUGACCAACCAACCAAAUUAUGGAUUAUCAUCAGUUCAAUUACAACUUGAUUCAUUGAAUACUAGUGCAAGGAAUAUUUUAUAUCUUCGUAGGCCUGGAAAUGGAGGUAAUAAUGGUACAACAACAACAACAACAACAACAGGAGGAGGAGGAUCAACAACAGGUUCAACAACUUCCACCUCGGGUGGAUCAACAGACACACCACAACAAUUAUGUAUCCAACAAACAUCGAAUUGUUAUGGUCAUGGUAAAUGUGAUGUAAACGGAAUAUGUCAAUGUGAUAAGGAUUACAAUCCAGUUGAUAAUUGUUUUACAAAGUUUAUCAAUACAACUAUUACACCAAAUACAACAGAUCCAACGGUAUCAUUUGAUAUUGAUGGAAUUGAUUUCCAAUUUGAAGUUGUAUCCAUUCAAGAAUUGGAUUUUGAUAGUAAUGUUGUCAGAGAAUUAUUUAUUUCAAAUUAUACUUGGAUUGUCAAUGCUGCAACUAAUAAUAUGACAACAACUGUUGAUUAUCAAUUAAAUACAACUUUAUCUUCUUCAAUCCUAUUCCGAUUAGUCAAUGUAUUAUCAACGAUAUCAUUCUCGACACAAGCAAGAGAUAUUCAAUUUGGAGAUCAACAACUUCACAUCAAUCCAAAUUCGAUAAAGUUGGCAAUCAAUAUUACAAAUUGGCAAUAUUCAUCAAAUUUAGCAACACUCAGGGUUGUAUUCAGAACAAUCAUCAUCAACAAUCAAUCUGUAGAAUUUGAUUGCAAUCAAAAAGAGAUUGAGCCAUUGUCCUAUGAUUCAUUAUCAUCAUUGCAGUAUCUCAGAGUGAUCAAAGAUGAUAUUCAAUUCAAUGGUCGAUUCAUUGAUGUUGCUCUUUCAGAUGGCCGACCAACCUAUUCACAAACACAACUCAUUUCAAUGACACAAUCAACCGAUAUUCAGGAACAAUCGAUUGCACUGAUUGGUAUCAACUUGCCACAAUGUCAAUCAUGUGUUCUCGAUCCUGAUUUCUCACCAUUAUUAAUCGACAAGAGUAAUGAUAGUGGAUGUGACGGCGGUAGCCAAUCGAAUAACUGGAGAAUCAUCGUUGGAUGUGUUGUUGGUGGAGUUGGUGCUGUCGCUAUUACAGCAGCUGCGAUCAUCGCCGUCAAAAAGACACAAGCCAAGAUUAGAUUCAACAAACAGAUGCAUAUGAAACUUCAAGCAAUGAAUUAG
This is a messenger RNA of Cavenderia fasciculata, 3309 nucleotides long. RefSeq lists its product as uncharacterized. The transcript is spliced from 9 exons. Lineage: Eukaryota; Evosea; Eumycetozoa; Acytosteliales; Cavenderiaceae. The coding region runs from base 1 to 3309 and encodes 1102 amino acids. The record is from RefSeq and is a predicted model, not a curated record.